UCAGAAAGGAACAUCAAGUAAAAGAAAGGCAAGAGCCAAGCCAAAGAAGCUUUUGGAUCUUGGCACAUGGUGGGGAUGUAGCAACCCAAGGAGCUUAAGGAGAAAUGGGUACCGUAAAUGAAACUCCAGUUCAUUUCUUAUUGAAUAAUGAUGGGAAUUCCGAACCAGUAUCUACUGACUUCUUUGCCCCAACUCAGCAAGAAAUCAAGAGCUUUAGGGAGCCUCAGCCAUCCUGUUCUGGCCUACAACUAAAGCCUGCAUCCAGGUCCAGAUCUAAAGGUAGAGAUGCCCACAAGCCUUCAUUCCCUUGGAAAUUCCUUUUGCCGAGGCGUGGUGUCUCCAAAAUAAUUUUCCAGGUGGUGGCAUCUGCUGAGAAACGCUCCGGUGUCUCCCUGCAAGCUAUUAAGAAGAGCGUGGCAGCCACUGGCUAUGACCUUGAGAAGCGGAAGAAUUACUUCAAGAGGGUCUUGAGGGCUUUGGUCGCCAAGGGCUUGUUGAGGAAGCUGACUGGCCGUGGACUUACGGGCUCCUAUGCAAUCAGCCAGAUGAUGAUGAAGGUGCUGAAGAGGAGGAGGAUGAAAAGGAGAACGAGAAGGAAGAGGAGGAGAAAGGCAAUGACAAGCCUGAAGCAGAAGAAAGCCUCCAACAGGAGGAGGAGGAAGAGGAGGAGGUCAAGGAGAAAGAAGACCAAGUCACAGAAAUCUGAACCAUCUGAGGUGCAGAGUCAUAUGUUGACUACAGGAGGUUUCCAUAGCUGAAACUGUGUGUAAGAAGGAAAAAAGAAUAAAGUGCCGUAUUUCAGCUGUCUUUAUUUUUAUGCCUGUUAUUUGGUCUUGAGAUCAUCUUUUGAGUCAAAUCAAAAGAUGAAUGAGAAAUGUCUGAGGGCAGCUCUGAAUGCACACUUGUCUCAGUCUUUUAAGUAUUGUAGUCUGAUGCAACUGGAAGCUCUGUCUGUCUGUCUCUUUCUCACUGUGCUAGAGGAAGGCAGGAUAGGAGACUGUCUCUGCUGAUGAUAUGGUCCUCCCACCCUAGCCAAAAAGGGGUAGAAAGCCACCCAGUUCCUGCAACCUCAGAAAUGUUGACUGCAUUAUGAGAUGUGCACAUGGAAUGGAGUUGUGGUGGGACCAGAGGUGAAACCUGCCUGUUCAGCCACAACCACCACUACAGAUGGGCAGAUCUAUCAAUUUAAGUUCCUUUUUGUUUCUUCUUUUUUCAGUCUUAAGUUCAGUUCUCCACAUUUCCAGAUCAAUUUGCAAUA
Messenger RNA from Rhineura floridana, 1258 nucleotides. Its product is annotated as histone H1.2-like. The transcript has a single exon. Gene Ontology annotation, cellular component: nucleosome. Lineage: Eukaryota; Metazoa; Chordata; Lepidosauria; Squamata; Rhineuridae. The record is from RefSeq and is a predicted model, not a curated record. Bases 105 to 758 code for a protein of 217 amino acids. Gene Ontology annotation, molecular function: DNA binding. Gene Ontology annotation, biological process: nucleosome assembly.